UUAAAAAUUCUAAAAAAAAAUCACAAAUAAACAAGGCGAAAUCAGCUGUGCAGCUGCCGACAUUCCCUACAGCUGCCAUGUGGCAACGCCAGCGGGCAUAACCUCAACAUCAACAAAAUAACAGCUGUGACAAUAUAAGCUGAAGGUUUAUCAUCGAAAAUGUCGCGCGCUGCACGUCCCCUGAGCUCAGCUCGCGUUUUUCACAAAAUUAAGGAACUCACGACUCUUCAAAGUGAUGGCAGCUACGCGACCAACCGCAAUCCACGUAAUCUAGAGCGCCUUCGGAUUGCAUACAAGCCGAGAGGUUAUCAUCUGGAGAAACCCGGUCGAUCCUACUGGCAUACGUUAGAGAUCGGCAUGAGUUCACGUUACGUGACCGCAAGUGUAAAGCACUUCGAGAAUGGUACUAUAUUGAGCGCCAGCACAUCAGAGUGGGCCAUCAAGCAGCAAUUGUAUAAAACCAACGACACCGCUGCGUAUGUAAAUCUAGGUCGCGUUUUAGCACAACGUUGCCUGCAGUCGGGCAUUACAGAAAUGACAUGCAAUGUUCAGUCUGUGCCCGGCAGUAAAUUGGACAAAUUAAUAAAAACCGUCCAGGAGAACGGUGUAUCGUUCGAGGAACCAGAACGUUGGAAGAACCCAGAACCCUGGGAUGCCUAUCGACACGAAAAGCCCUGGGAAGUGUCAGAGCAGAAUGUAGACUUACCACCAACGAAAUAGAGGGAAACACAUUAGAUUUGUUUUUUAUGGUGUUUAAAAUAAACGUUUAUUUUUAUGCUAAUUAAAACGAAUCAUUGUUUACGUAAAACUA
Molecule: messenger RNA, 811 nt
Organism: Scaptodrosophila lebanonensis
Lineage: Eukaryota; Metazoa; Arthropoda; Insecta; Diptera; Drosophilidae
Gene: mRpL18
Product: 39S ribosomal protein L18, mitochondrial
Exons: 1
Coding region: 160-720 (186 amino acids)
Biological process (GO): translation
Cellular component (GO): mitochondrion; ribosome
Molecular function (GO): structural constituent of ribosome; 5S rRNA binding
Source: RefSeq, a predicted model, not a curated record